Molecule: messenger RNA, 426 nt
Organism: Cinara cedri
Lineage: Eukaryota; Metazoa; Arthropoda; Insecta; Hemiptera; Aphididae
Source: the annotation of a GenBank genome assembly
AUGUCCACGAUCAACGUGCGGUUCGACGAGGACACGACGCUGCGGUUCGUCAAGCUGUACCGCGACCAAAGGCUGUUGUGGGACAAAGGCCACGAAUCGUACAACAAGCGCGCGGACCGGUUGAACGCGUACCGGCGCAUCGUCGACGAAAUGGCGAUCGAUAAGCUGGGCGUGUCCGAGGUGGUGUCCAAGAUAAAAAGUAUCCGGUCCACGUACCAGCAAGAGGUGCAGAAAAUCAGGGCCUCGGCACAGUCCGACAAACGAGACGCGGACGCCGCGUCGCCGUACGUGCCGAGAGUGCAGUGGUUCCCGAUCAUGGAUGCGAUGAUCGGCGGCUCGGAGGUCGACCGCUUUUGUCCGUCACCGUCGGCCGACGGAAAAACGGUGAGUAGAUUUUUACCCGUUAACGCGUAUUUACUAAUGUAA